AUGCAACCGGAACGCAAAUACAGGAGCAUUCUGCCAGGUCCUCCAGCCAACAACCCGAGAUCUCUUGCCGAUGACAAUGGAGAUGCUACUUCCUCAACAAGCGGAGGUGCCGGCGGGCAAGAGGGCUCCAAGAGGAAGCGCCGAGCGACGAGCAAGGCAUGCAACGGCUGUAGAGAGAAGAAGAUAGGGUGCAACGGCCUACAGCCUUGCAGCCAUUGCCAGCGUCGCGGUCUUGCUUGCGAGUACGCCACCAUAUCGAAGACUAUUCUCAACUCCAUCCCAUCGGGGAUGAAGCUGUUGGAUGAGACAACGGCGAAAACUCACAGGUACGCUGCGGAGUUGCUCAGCAUUCUUCGCUCUCUUCCGGAUGACCAAGUACGAGAUGUCCUUCAGCAGUUGCGGGCCGGAAGAGACGCAUCAAACAUCGUCACCACUCUACGAGGUCAACUGCAUUCGGCGUAUGAUCUCCCCUUCCAUGGUCUUCUUCACGGCGUUCUGCCUCCCGAUCAGAAUUCCUUGGAGUUUGAAUUGAUGGUGCGCCAUGCCAUCGCCUACUCACCUUGGGCCCCAACAGAACUCCCGCACCUGUAUUUUGAGGUUCCAGCGAGGCCCAGCCAGAGCAUUUCGAUUGAUUCUCCAUCGGCAGCAGUUUCGCCUAUGUCAACCGACACCCCUUCCCCCAUGCCACCCACAGAUUCGGAAUCCUCCUUGUCCAGCAGCAGGGUCAGGCAUCAAGAAGCACGAGACAGCAGCUCUUCCAAUCUGAGCCUCAGCGUACCAGGCAGUCGUGAAACGGGAUUGGCGGAGCCCUACGCGAUUUGCGACGAAAGACUGCACAAAGUUGACAUCGCGGCGUGGACGAAUGUUCCCAUACCCUCGGGAGCAGCACGAAAAGCCAUCUCUCUGUAUCUCGUGACAGAUCACACCGUCACAGCGCUAUUCGACGUGGACUUGUUUUUCGACAGUCUGAUCUCUGGCAACAACCGUUUUUGCUCCAGGCUUCUCUUCAGUUCUCUUCUCAGCUGGGCUUGUCAACUGUACACCGCAUUCGAGAUGGAGGCAGCCGGAUGGAGUCAUGCAUUCUACGACGAGGCAAUCCAACUUCUAGAGCAGGAACGCUCUUUGGGACUUUUGACGCCGGUCACGGUUGCGGCGUUGCUCUAUCUCAGCAUGUCCUCCAUGUGCCACGCGAAAAGUGGAACGGACUCCACGAAACAUCUCGAAAGCGCGAUUGAACUCGGUAAAAGUAUUGGGCUUUUUGGCAUCGCCGAGAACGAGACGGCGGAAAAGUGGCUAGGCGGUGCUGUCGACGUAUUGUGGGAGAAAGCCAUGGCGCAAACUGCUUGGGGUAGUUUUGUCCACAUCACGAUACAAUGCGCGCAAGAAAAGACGUGCAAAAUCGAGUUUCCGCCGAGAGCACCGAUCCCGGGAGACAACGGCGAAGAAAAGUGGAUGAACGUGUUGGAGCAGCUGAAAUCACCAACUUACACGGGGCGGACGUUCCCGUUCUUGUGCAAGCUGGUUUUGAUAGCCCAUGACAUGAUGUGGAUGAACUACGCCGCCAACCCCAUGGCCAAGACGCCGUAUGCGAUGGUGAAGGCUAUGGAAUCAGUUUACAGUCGUUUCUUAGCAUGGGCGGACGAUCUACCCCUGGAACUAGUACGCAGCGGCGAGAGCGGACAUCAUGUACUCAUCCUGCACACCUACUUUCACGCCUUCGUUCUGGACUUGUUUCGGCCUCUGAUUCAACACGGGGAAGGGAUGCGCAUCAAACUCGAGGCUUUCACCUCCAAGCAGGCCUCGCCUGAAGUUGUUUGUUCCGCUUCGGCAACCCAGCUAAAAAGAAUCGCGACGACCUACCUUCAAACCUGUGCGUCCGCCUCGCACAGCUUCCUUUGGCAUACGGCGCUGUUGUAUGUUGCCAACGCAGCCAUUCGCGAACCGACGCAGGCUCUUGACAUCUCCGAGCGACGAUCUGACUUCCGCACGUGCAUUCUUGGCUAUCAAAAGCUGCAAAGAUGUUUCAGACUCUCGCAAGUGAUAGUUCGUGGGCUACUAUCAAUGGUUCUGCGGGAGGGUUUGAUCACGUCCGCGGAGGCGCGAGCGAUUAUCAGGGAUUCGGAGGAAAAAGGAAAGCAUCAUCCGGAGGCAGAGAUGGUGGCACCAUUCGUUCUUGACCUCGACCUUUGCAUGAUGGAUCGAACGGCGGCGUUGGUCGACAGGUUGGCAGCGGAGUUUGAGGAGAUUGCGAUACUCAACGAAUUCACGAUGGUGACGGCGGCGAGGGAAGAGCCGGAGAUGUCAGGUGAGACGCUUGUUUCCGACGUGGAGGGCUGA
Molecule: messenger RNA, 2337 nt
Organism: Colletotrichum gloeosporioides
Lineage: Eukaryota; Fungi; Ascomycota; Sordariomycetes; Glomerellales; Glomerellaceae
Exons: 6
Coding region: 1-2337 (778 amino acids)
Biological process (GO): regulation of DNA-templated transcription
Molecular function (GO): zinc ion binding; DNA-binding transcription factor activity, RNA polymerase II-specific
Source: RefSeq, a predicted model, not a curated record